AGCCGCACCCACCGGUCGCUCUGCCCGCAGGCGCGGGCCCAGGCCGAGGCCCUCCGCAUGGGCGACGUGCAUUUCUCGGUGAAGCCGAGCGCCAGCGCCUCUUCGCCCAAGCUGCACUCGAGCGCCGCCGCGCACCGGCUCAAGAAGGACAUCCGCCGCUGCCACCGCAUGUCCCGCCGCCCCCUGCCCCGCCCGGACCCGCAGGGCGGCGGCCCGGGCCUGCGCCCGCCCAUCUCGCCCUUCUCGGAGACGGUGCGCAUCAUCAACCGCAAGGUGAAGCCCCGCGAGCCCAAGCGGAACCGCAUCAUCUUGAACCUGAAGGUGAUCGACAAGGGCGCGGGCGGGGCGGCCGCGGGGCCGGGCACCGGCGCCCUGGCGCGCCCCAAGGUGCCGUCGCGGAACCGCGUCAUCGGCAAGAGCAAGAAGUUCAGCGAGAGCAUCCUGCGCACCCAGCUCCGCCACAUGAAAGGCGACUUCCCCUCCGAGCCCUCACCCCAG
Messenger RNA from Condylura cristata (star-nosed mole), 498 nucleotides. Its product is annotated as chromobox protein homolog 6-like. NCBI's taxonomy places the organism in Eukaryota, Metazoa, Chordata, Mammalia, Eulipotyphla, Talpidae. The annotation marks the transcript as partial. The record is from RefSeq and is a predicted model, not a curated record. The transcript is spliced from 2 exons.